CCCCGCAUUUGCAUGUACCUACGUAAGACUAUAAUCCUGCGAGACGAAUCCCCUCGCUCGUUGUAAUACCUGCCAUAUACCCGUUAUUUCCUUCUUUCCUUCUAGACGUCCUAUCUCCUUCUCUCCGUCAUGGCCUCCCGCGACCAAAGCCCAUCGGAAAAGGGCAGUCGAACAGAGAUCACAGAAAAGCAAGCCCCCACCAAAGUCUCCAACUUCCGCCUAGUAUGGGACCAAGCCCUCAUAACACCCGAGAUCCUCGACUGGCCCUACGAAGGCGCCGGAACCACCGAAGAGCCCUUCAUCGUCACCUGGAUAGAGAACGACCCACGGGACGCCCAGAACUUCUCCAACCUGAAGAAAUGGUCGCUCACCAUGCUCGCCGCCAUGAUCACCAUGUCCGUCGCCCUCAUCUCCUCCGCAUACUCGGCAACCAUCCCCGAGAUAAUGGCAGAAUUCCACGUCAGCCAGACCGUCGCCACCCUCGGGAUAUCCCUCUACGUGCUCGGCUUCGCCAUAGGGCCGUUAGUCUGGGCGCCGCUGAGCGAGCUCUACGGCCGCCAGCUGAUGUUCUUCCUCUCGCAAACCCUCCUCACAAUCUUCAAUUCCGGCGCCGCAGGCUCUAAUAACAUAGCCACACUCUUGGUCCUCCGAUUCCUCGCCGGAGCCUUCGGUGCUGCGCCCAUCACCAAUGGAGGAGCAGUUGUUGCGGACUUGUUCAGCGCCGAAAAACGCGGCGUCGCCAUGACCUUCUUCGCCGCCGCGCCCUCCCUCGGCCCCGUCCUAGGCCCCAUCAUCGGCGGCUUCCUGGGCGACGCGGCCGGCUGGCGCUGGGUGCAAGGCUUCAUGGGCGCCUUCUCAGGCACCGUAUGGAUCGUCUCGACCCCCAUCCUCCCGGAAACCUACUCUGUGUACCUCCUGCGCAAGCGCGCUGAGAAGCUCUCCCACCUCACGGGCAAAGUGUACCGCUCGCGCUCCGAGAUCCGCCUGCGGCACAUGUCCGCAGUGACCCAAAUCACCACAGCCCUCUACCGGCCCUGGGUGCUCUUCUUCCACGAGCCCAUCGUCAUCAUCCUGUCCAUCUAUCUCUCCGUCAUCUACGGCACCCUCUACCUGCUCUUCGGCGCCUACCCUGUCGUCUACGAGCAGGUGCGCGGCUGGUCCAUCAGCAUCGGCUCGCUCGCCUUCAUCGGCAUCCUCGUCGGCAGCAUGUCCGCCCUCGUCUACUCCUUCUGGGACAACGCGCGCUACGUGCGCGCCUCGCGUAGGCACAAUGGCCACGCGCCCCCGGAAGCCCGCCUGCCGCCCGUCAUGGUCGGCGGCGUCGCCUUCCCCAUCGGGCUCUUCUGGUUCGCCUGGACCAACUCGCCCAACAUCCACUGGAUGGUCAGCAUCUCCGCCGGCGCCGUGUUCAGCUUCGGCAUGAUCCUCGUGUUCCUGUGCCUCAAUUACCUGGUCGACGCGUACACGAUCUACGCGGCGAGCGUGAUCGCGUCGACGACGGUGCUGCGCUCGCUGUGCGCGACGGCAUUUCCGCUGUUCACGGGCAAGAUGUACGAGAAGCUCGGGAUCCACUGGGCGAGCUCGGUACCGGCGUUUCUGGGGCUCGCGUGCAUGCCGUUUCCGUUUCUGUUCUACAAGUACGGCGUCGCGAUCCGGAAGCGGUGCAAGUACGCGGGCGAGGUGGAGCAGCUGCUGCAGGAGACGCGGGCGACGGUGGUGCGGAGCAAUAUGCCGCGCAUAGAGGAAGGGGCUGGGGAGACGAGGUUGGAGAGGCAGAUUACAAGGGAUUUGGAGCGGGAUGGGGAGAAGGAUGGGUCGAUUGAGAAGGAGAAGGAUCUGGAUUCGAUGGAAAUGAUGAAUGAUUGA
Mytilinidion resinicola is the source of this 1866-nucleotide messenger RNA. RefSeq names its product putative MFS transporter. Bases 130 to 1866 code for a protein of 578 amino acids. Lineage: Eukaryota; Fungi; Ascomycota; Dothideomycetes; Mytilinidiales; Mytilinidiaceae. Gene Ontology annotation, biological process: transmembrane transport. The transcript has 2 exons. The record is from RefSeq and is a predicted model, not a curated record. Gene Ontology annotation, molecular function: transmembrane transporter activity.